GUUAAAAAAUAGUUGUUAAGUAAAAAUUAUUUAGAAUUUCACUCUUUAUAACAUACGUCAAAAUAAAAAAAUCCGCGAAGUGUAACCUUUUCUGCAUAAUUACCAAAAAUUCUUUAUUUUAUAGGAACAUUUAGAAUAUCUAUAUGAUGCUGCAAUGGCAUAUUUGGAGCUCUUUCAAACUUAUGCAAAUUUUUCGUGAGAUAACAAUAAUUUGCCUAUAUGAAAUAAUAUGAAAUAAUUUUGUAUACUAUAUGCUCUCUAAUGAUAUUCAAUAUUAAUGUUAACACUGAACCUAUCACGCCAGUCAAAUGACCGGUUUUAAACUUUAAAAAUUUUAAAUUACAUUAAAAAUUUUUCUACUGAACAGGAAUUUAUGAAUUCAACAGAAAUUUCAAUGUGCUGGUCAUUUGCUUCACUCUCGUCUUCAAAACCUGACAACAGUCUCAUUCACUUUUGUCCUACAUAUAUUGAUAAUGUUCGGUAGAAAUAAGUAUAUAAAUUGUCGAUAGGUUUAGUGUUAAUAUUAUUAGAAAUAAAUUGUAUUAUGUUAUCAUAGUUUAUUAAAAAAAGUCAAAGACAACAGCCAUAUUUAUAAUAAUUGAUAUGCACGUUUAGUAAUAAGAGAAAUAGACUCAUUUUGUAUUGAAUUUUGUAAAAAUGUGUUAUUCCGCAAUCUAAAAUUUCGUAAUAUAUCCCAUUGUAGACAAAUAUAUUAUUAUAAAGUGUGCUUAAUAUUUUGAUACUUUUCUUAAUUUUUCUGUUAUCAUAAGGUAACCUAUGAUAUCCUGAUAUCCACCAUCACAAUUUAAUUCGCUUUUUUCUUUAUGGAUGCAUGGGAUUAAUUUUAAAUAUUAACUGAAAUAAACUCUGAUAUAUCAUUGCUAUAGAAAUAGUUCUAGUCUGCCCUAAGCAUAAAUUAAUUAAAGAAAUUUUGCUAAUAGUACUUUUUGUAACCAUGUGCGUUUUACAGUAAACGAUAAUGUUAAUGUUCAACGUAUGUUUAAAUUUACAUCAAAUAUUACAUAUCAACUAUGAAUAAUAUUUUGUAAGUACAUAAUUAUAACAGUAUUGCUUAGUGAAUUAAGUACACACUGUAAAUUUUUAGAAUAUGGAAUAUAAAAAGUAUAUGUGUUAAAAAUAUAUUAUUCUAUAUAGUUUUUUUAUAGAAAUUAAACUAUUAUGUAAAUUAAUAUUUAGUUUACGUACACUGUUCCAUUCUGUUACAAGUUUCUUCAAUCGAGAAUGAGAAUGUAUCUUGCACAACAAUAAAAAUACAGUUAUCUGACAGAAUACAAUUAAUGACAAUCGCAAAAUAUCGCAAAUACACAAUUAUUUAUUAAACCGACACUCACACAAUUUUUUAAUACAUUUCUUUAUUAAUAAAUUUCAUCAAGAUAAAGUUGUUAUAUUAUGCAAUUUUAUAUUAUACACUAUGUAAUACAUUAUAAAACAUAUCCACCAUUGUUCAGUAUAAUAUAAAACUUUGUUCUUAGUAUAAUAUAAAAGUAAUAUAAAUGUAGUAUUCUAGUAGAAUGGUUAUUUCCUUAUGCCGCCACUUCCGAUUAGCAGAAAUGAAAUGUGUUAUCGCGGUUUUAGUACAAGGAAGUCCCCCCAAUUCCUUUCUAUCAUUUGAAACCACUUCAGUAAUCCGAACAGUACAAGACAGAAACGCAACCACUAACAGAUCCAUAUAUAAAAACUUAUAUAAUUUAAACAGGCAUAAUAAAAUUUAAAUUAUUUUCCUUAAAUAAACGAUCACGUAUUAUCCUACGUCUUACCUACUACGCUAAUUUUACGAAGAAGGCGGACAUUGGUGAUAAGGAUAACAAUGACGAAUCUGUUAAUGUUCUUUCUCUUCGCAAACCAAGUACUAUAUAUUUUUGGAAGAUUGACUGUUAUACGUACACCACCUUAUUCUCAGAGAGACAGACAGUUUUUAUGUAUCUCUGAGGAUGAUGGCUCUGCUCUUGUGUGGAAUGAUAUAAUCUCAGAAAACUCAUUCAAAACAUCGAGAUUGAUACGGUUCAGCAAUGUAGAUGAUAUUCAGUCAGAUAAAGAUAGUAUAGACUGCAAAAUGAAUGAAAGGGAUGACUGCUUACACUCAUGGAUUAAACAAAACUGGAGCUUAACAAAUUCCCUUGAAACACCUUUGGGCCCGGUAUUUGAUCAACGAUGGGAAGAUUUCGAGGAACUUGGAAGUUUUAAUGCAGAAUAUAAUCCUAUAAACUUAGAAAGUGCUACAUUUGCGUUUUCGGUUCGUGCAUCACUUAGUGACGUGGAAAUGUUGUUUUGCAAUGGCAGUGAUUACACUAAAAGCUUUUGUUAUUGGAUUAUAAUUGGCGGUUGGAACAAUUCAAAAUCUGCCAUACGAAGAUGCCCAAUAGGAGCACCUAAGCCCAACAUGGAAGCUGAAGACAAGGAAUGCAGUAUAGACAAAGCUUCAGCCAUUCAUGCUCCAUUGUCUUCAACUGAAUGGCGAACUUUUCUGGUUAUAUGGGACAUCAUAAAUCGGAAUAUAUCUCUUUAUGAUUCUACCACUGACACAGUUUUUAUGAGAUAUCAGGAUACGAAACUGCAAACAAGUGAAACGGAAAAUAGAAAAGUGAAAAACUCGGACUUUUUCAACUAUUAUCACAUGUUCAUAAGAAGCGCUGAUAUGAUGAUCUAUCGAUUUCACGUAUAUUCUUUUCUACACACUACUAUUGCAAAUGCAACUUUAACAAGUCCCACCUUUCAGUUUAAUAAUAAGAUGUGUAUACAAUUAUUACUUGGCCUCUGCGCAGAAUGUGAAAUGAGUAUAAUACUAUAUGACAGAACAGGCAACAUAGAACUGAAACGUGGUCUUGUAAAACGCUUUUUUAAAGCUACAAGCCACGACUUGCCUACAUGGCAAUACAUCACAAUUAAAUAUACAACGAAUAAUUAUGAUAGCGUGAAAAUGAAAUUAACGCCUAAACUUAAUUCAUACAGUUCUAACCCAUUGUGGGCGGUGGCAAAUAUUCGUCGAUGUCCCACGAAUGCGUCUUUAAGAUGGAGUCGUCUGCAUUCUAUUAUACCAUCUAUAGUAUGGAACAAGUUUCCAAGCGUAACGUGCCAAAAAUUAUUUUAUGAUAAACACACUGUUGUAAACACCACACCGGACGCCACAUCAAAUGUGAAAAUGGGUGACGCAGAGUGUCCUGAAGGCAAAAUUGGACCACAAUGUUUGUUACAUUGCAAUAGUGAUUUAUACGGUUAUGCUGGUUGCAAAGGCCAUGUAAUUUGUUAUAAAGAGGGUUGUACCUGUCCUCCAGGUUUCAAAGGAAAUAAUUGUUCUACAUUUUGUGAAACAAACAAGUAUGGUUAUUACUGUAAGCAGAAAUGCGGUUCGUGCAAGAAUUCAACACCUUCAUCAAGAGAUUUAUGUAAUAAAGUAACUGGAGACUGUUUGGACGGUUGUCAUAACAGUCAAGAAACAGUUUACGUACCUUCUUUAUGUCGAACAAUUAUAGAUAAACCGGACACACCUACAAUUUACAGUAUAGACGAAAUAAGUAUAAAGGUUAAACUUUUUAUAACAUGGAAGGAUGAAUAUGAAGGAAAGCUCUUUUAUGCUUUCAACAUUAUACCAGUAAAUAGUUUCGUUAUUAUAUAAAUUAUUUGAUAAAAUUGUCUUAUAUAAAAGAGAAGAUAAUUGUUUACUCAUAAAUUAACCCUCAAGAAAGUUGAGUUUUGCGGUAAAGAAUACACUAUAUCUUUUUUUCGUCGUGUUGUUAUAUAGAGGCAUAUUUAUGACAUAAGAUAUGUGUUUCCUUAUCUAUAAUUCUAUAAUCAUCAUCUUUCUCUCACAUAUGUAUUCAAAGUACAUUUAAAAUUGUCCUUUAAUAUGCUGAUAAUUAAAUGAAAUUUACGAUCGAUAUAAAUAUUUGUGAAACAAUAUUCUUCAGUACAUGAAAAGAAAGAAAAGAGGACAGUUAUGUGACAUCUCUCUUUCUCUCUCUCUCUCUCUCUCUCUCUUACAGGAUACAAGUAAUAAUGGUAUACUCUGGAGACCAGUAUUUUCGAAUGGAACAGAGUUGAUAGAACACUUUACAAAUUUAGA
Messenger RNA from Ooceraea biroi (clonal raider ant), 4081 nucleotides. RefSeq lists its product as uncharacterized. The record is from RefSeq and is a predicted model, not a curated record. Lineage: Eukaryota; Metazoa; Arthropoda; Insecta; Hymenoptera; Formicidae. Gene Ontology annotation, molecular function: scavenger receptor activity.